AUGAACCGAUCCCUCGAUGGCUGGCUCAGCAAGCUCGCCACCACCCGGUCGGGGACCAGCAUGUGGCAGCGCCGCUGGUUCGUGCUGAGCGGCGAUCGAUUGCAGUACUUCAACAGCCCGGGCGAUGUGGGCGGCGGCGACGCAAAGUGGACGCUCGAGCUCAGCGCGCUCGGCGCGAGCACGAGCGACGGGCCGGCGGACCAGGCCGACGCCGCGCGGUUCGAGUUGCUCGCCGGCGGCCAGGCCUAUUCCCUCCGCGCCGAUUCCGAGGUUGAGGCCGAGAUGUGGCGUGCGGCUCUCGACACGCCCACCGCCGGCUCGGCUCUUCCGGCACCGUCAGCAGAGCCGCCGGCGGGCAUGAGCCUCUUCGACGGCCUCGCCGUGCCUGCCGCGACACCCGCCGCGGCAGUCGGCUCCUCCUUCGGAUUCUGCUCCCCGUCGCCGCCGCCCGAGCCGGAGCCGAGUGGAGGCCAACCCGCAGGCUCGCUGCAGCCGAGCUCGCUGCAGGGAGGCUCGCUGGCGGGAGGCUCCUCGUUCGGCUUCCUCGCUUCGGCCGGACCGGGAGGGCCGGCGGCCACUCCGCCGCCCGCUCCUGGAGCCGCUCCGCCGCCCGCCGCAACAAAGAAGAAGAAGAUUGUGCGCAAGGCGCCAGAGGAGGUUGACGUCGCCCCCAGGGUGGCCCAGACGCGGCUGCGGCUCUGCGCCGUGCAGCUCGGCCUGCUGCGGCAGCGGGCGAGCCGCGAAGGUGAGCUCGCCUCGCUCAAGCAGAGCCGCGCGGCGGCGCAGGCGGCGCAGGCGGAGGCGUCUGCGGCGGAGGAGUACGAGCGGGCGGCUUCCCUCGCGGCGGAGCUCGAGGCGCUCGAGGGGAGGGAGGCGGAGCUGGCGGAGGGCGAGGCGGAGGGCGAGGCUUCCUACGCGAGGGCCGCGGAGCGGCAGGCGGCGCUGCUCGGCGAGCAGCGGAGCUUGUGGGCGGACCAGGUCGGCGAGGCGCGGCGCUGCCUCGCGGCGAGAGAGGAGGUCGCGGCGAGGGAGGCGACCGCGCGCGAGUCGCUCCUCGAGGCGCAGGAGGAGCGGCUGGGCGAAUAA
Molecule: messenger RNA, 1086 nt
Organism: Emiliania huxleyi CCMP1516
Lineage: Eukaryota; Haptophyta; Isochrysidales; Noelaerhabdaceae
Exons: 3
Coding region: 1-1086 (361 amino acids)
Source: RefSeq, a predicted model, not a curated record